Rhizophagus irregularis DAOM 181602=DAOM 197198 is the source of this 474-nucleotide messenger RNA. NCBI's taxonomy places the organism in Eukaryota, Fungi, Glomeromycota, Glomeromycetes, Glomerales, Glomeraceae. The record is from RefSeq and is a predicted model, not a curated record.
AAAUUAUCUAUAUUAUUUGAUAUUUGUGAAGGUCUUAAAGAGAUUCAUGAAAAUAAAAUGGUUCAUCAUGAUUUUCAUACAGGAAAUAUAUUAUUUGCGUAUCAAGAUGAACGUGAUAUAUAUAUUUCAGAUAUGGGUUUAUGUGGAGAAGUUUCAGAAGUUGAUAAUAAUACAAAUGAAUCGAAAAUUUAUGGAGUUAUGCCUUAUGUAGCUCCUGAAGUAUUAUACGGAAAACCUUAUACUCAGCCAGCUGAUAUAUACAGCUUUGGUAUGAUUAUGUAUUUUAUAGCAACUGGAAGAAGACCUUUUUUUGAUUGUGCUCAUGGAGAUAAUUUAGUAUUAAACAUAUGUGGUGGAAUUAGACCAGAAAUAAAUGAGCCAGAAGCGCCAAAAUGUUAUAUUGAUUUAAUGAAAAAGUGUUGGGAUUCAAAUCCAAAUAAUAGACCAAAUGCUGAUGAAAUUCAGGAAUCGAUU